Messenger RNA from Lepus europaeus (European hare), 1122 nucleotides. Its product is annotated as serine/threonine-protein kinase MARK2-like. Gene Ontology annotation, cellular component: cytoplasm. Lineage: Eukaryota; Metazoa; Chordata; Mammalia; Lagomorpha; Leporidae. Gene Ontology annotation, biological process: protein phosphorylation; intracellular signal transduction. The coding region runs from base 1 to 1122 and encodes 373 amino acids. The transcript has a single exon. Gene Ontology annotation, molecular function: ATP binding; protein serine/threonine kinase activity. The record is from RefSeq and is a predicted model, not a curated record.
AUGGACAGGAACAGUAGCCAGAGCAGAGCAGAGAGAGUAGUUAGGGACACCAGCCUGGAAGGCCGUGAGGACCUGCAUGUGGACACCAGCCGUCAGCUUGAUCUCCAGUUUCUGGCAGUCCUGGGCAGGGGCAGCUUUGCCAGGGUGCUGCUGGCCUGCCAGCUGUCCAGCCAGCGGCUGGUGGCCGUGAAGCUGUUCAAGGAAGACGAGAGGGACCCUUUCGGCACCAGGCGAGCGAUGCGAGAGGCCAGCAUCAUGCAGCUCCUGAGCCACGAGAACAUCAUCGAGCUGCUGGAGGUGGGUUGCGUUGGCCAACACCACUGCCUGGUGAUGGAGCUGGCGGACAGGGGUGACCUCCACCAGUACGUGAUGAGCCGGGGCGGCCUGCCAGAGCCUGAGGCCAUGGUUAUAUUUGAUCAGAUCCUGGCGGCCGUGGGCCACUGCCAUGAGCAGGGCGUGGCCCACAGGGACCUCAAGCUGAAAAACCUACUGCUGGACUCAGACAUGAAUGUCAGGCUGGUGGACUUUGGGCUGAGCUGCCAGCUGCCCGAGGGCGAGCUGGUGUCCGGCUUCUGCGGGACACCAAAGUACAGCGCCCCCGAGGUGUUCCAGCAGGAGCCGUACGAUCCAUUCGCAGCAGACAUGUGGAGCCUGGGGGUCAUCCUCUUUGCCAUGCUGGCGGGGGCCAUGCCCUUCACAGGGAAGGACCAGGAGGAGCUGCGGGACUGCAUCCAGAGGGGGAGCUACGAGCUCCCGUGUGCGGCCAGCCCAGCCCUGAAGGAGCUCCUGAGCUCAUUGCUCAACCUGGACCCAAGCGACAGGCCCACGGUGGAAGUUGCUCAGGAACAUUGGUGGUUCGAUCCCAUACGAGAAGGAGCCGAGGGCGAGGAGGUGACCGUGGUGCAGCCCCUGGGGGUUCCUGAGGACCCAGAGGCCCAGGAUUACCUGGCGGGCCUGGGUCUGCUUCCGGACGCUGGAGCCUCGGUGCCAUCUGGUCCUGGAGGAUCCAGCCGGAGGUCCCUGCAGCCGGACUCCCGGAGCCUGGAGCAGGUACAACCCUUUUGGCAGAGCGUGGGUCUGGCCGUGGUCUCCCCACGCAGCUUGACGGUUUUGUGGGCAUGA